AUUCAAGCCUAUUGGAGCCAGUGGUGGCUUGCUCAAACAAGCAAUGAGUUGGGCACAGAAAUACAAUGUAUGGGAGUAUGUGGUUGGUGGAAAGAAAGGCAGAAACAAACCUGCAAUCACAUUGAAUGAAAAGAAAAAUUUGACUAGAAAACACACAAAGAGAGGACACCCUGAAGUUGUUGUCAUUGAUGAUAUGCCAUUACAAGAAGAAAUGGUAGUUUUAACAAAAGAAGUUAUUGUUCUUGAUUCUCCUGAAUCCAAAAAACCCUUGCAUGAAAUCCUACRUGGAAGAGAACCUCCUCACUCUUUUGCUCAAUCAGCAACACCUCUCCRUCCACCUGAUGAGUUUUGUAAAGGUCACAAACCAAGAUUAACACUCUCCCAAGAUAUACCAAGUACAGGAAACUCACAUGGAAUUGUUAGGCAUGACAAACAAAACCAAKCAAGUAUCCCCUUCUAUCACAGAGCAACACAUUUUGAAAAAUCCACCCUAAAUACAGAAUCUUCAAAUAGCUCAUUUACAGUUGGUAGAUAUUCACCAUCAUAUGGUAAAGUGCGUAUAAGGAAAGCCAAGGAAGCUUUAAGAAAGCCUAUUUCAAGACAGCAUAAAAGUACUGUCAGAGAGGUUGUUAGGCUGGAUGAAAAGCAACGUUAUAUGCAGUUAUUAUCACAAUUCACCACAUCUCCCCUAGCCCAUGAUAACAGCAUGAAAGACAAAGAAAAUCAGUCUAUUGCUAGACAUGACUUGACAGAUGAGAUAGUAUUCAGCARACCACCUGUUUCUCAAAGAAAUGUUAUCAGACAAUCUGAUCAAGCUGUCCUAUCAACAAGAUCAAGCUUACUGCCAAGUCAUUCACUUGUCAGAGAACCAACUGUAGUAAAAGUGAAUCUGUCCCUGGACAGGACUCACAUUCCUAAUAAGCAUGUUGAGGAUCUCCCCAGCAUAUACUCCAAAACAAAGUCGUUAGAAUUAGAAAAUAGCACAAUUGUUCCACCAACAUCUAGGUCUCAAAAUCAAGAUUGUCUGAUUAGUGAAGAAUGGACAAAAAAAUGGAAAGACAUUUUGAGUGAAGAUAACCUCUCAAGAGAAAGGGAAAAUGCAAGAAUUCAAAGAGAAGAGAAAAGGCUUCAAGAACUAAAAGCCAAGAGAAAAGAAGAACGACAAGCUGCUGUGGAAGAGCUGAAGGCAAGGCUAUAUCAUGAAGAGGAGGAAGAAAGUGAAGAGGAAGAAGAUGCCGAAGAGUUUCCUACCCUGACAGAUGAAAUAGAAAGAGAGAUUGAUUGUGCCUUGGGCCCAGGAAACCCUAGUGAAACCUUGGCUGACGGAGGCAAAGUGUCUGUAACACGUGGUGAUAUGGUAACCUUAAGCAACCUCAACUGGCUCAAUGAUGAGGUAAUUAACUUCUACAUAAGUCUCAUAACAGAAAGAAGCAAGUCCCCUGGGUAUCCUAAAGUUCACUCCUUCAAUUCAUUCUUUUACCCAAAACUAAUCAAGACUGGAUAUGACAGCUUAAAGCGCUGGACAAGAAGGGUUGAUGUAUUUCAAUUUGACAUCAUCAUUGUGCCAAUUCAUCUUGGUAUGCAUUGGUGUUUAGCAGCUAUUGAUUUUCGCAAUAAAACGAUUAAAUACUAUGACUCUUUGAAAGGACCCAACCCACAAUGCCUUGAAGCCCUCAAAAAAUACCUUUCRCAAGAAUCAAUGGAUAAAAAGAAGACACCUUACGACACCUCUGACUGGACUUUAUCUUGUCCAAAGGAUAUUCCAGAACAGCUGAAUGGAUGCGAUUGUGGUGUGUUYGCUUGUAAGGUAUACAGCAUGUAUUUAAUAUGUAGUAAUGUUAUUAAGAAUAGGACACGUAACACACUGGACAACUCUUCACGUCAUUGUGAAAGAAGUACUUUUUAUUAA
This is a messenger RNA of Exaiptasia diaphana, 1909 nucleotides long. Its product is annotated as sentrin-specific protease 1. Lineage: Eukaryota; Metazoa; Cnidaria; Anthozoa; Actiniaria; Aiptasiidae. Gene Ontology annotation, molecular function: deSUMOylase activity. The record is from RefSeq and is a predicted model, not a curated record. The transcript has 19 exons. Gene Ontology annotation, biological process: protein desumoylation. Bases 44 to 1909 code for a protein of 621 amino acids. Gene Ontology annotation, cellular component: nucleus.